CAGUGAUCAGGUCAGGCCAGGCUGCUGUCUCUGCUGAGAGCCGGGCUCCCUGCUGCACUGCUGUAUGCUAGAUAAAGUCAGAGCAGCGUGGAGUGGAGUGGAGGAUUUCAGCCCCAAACGGCCGCUGUCCCGGGACAUCAAGGUGACUGGGCGAGACUAGAACCAUGCCGAGGUCUUUUCUGGUGAAGAGUAAAAGGGCCCACAGCUACCACCAGCCACGAUACCUGGACGAUGACUACAUCAGACUGGAUACUGUUUUGGCCCAUGCGUGCGCAGAGACCAAAGCUCAGGUGGACUCUGGCUGCAACUUGAUGUCGCAGGAGGAUGUGAGCACCAAUCCUGACAGACUGUCCCCGGAGUCCCGGCUGCUGUCCCCGGGCUCCCUGUCCUCCAGCUCCCCGCUGAGCUGCGGAGGCAGCGUGUGUGACCGGUCUGACUACGACUUCUGGCGUCCGCCGUCUCCCUCCUCCUCACCAGAUUCAGAGAAAUGCUCCACUCCUGCCGCAGAGGACGGCCACCACUUCAACAUCCCGCUAUUUCCUUACGCCUGGGCCUCAUAUUCAAACUCUGAGCUCAGGCACCUGGUUCAGGGGCCUUAUCAUCACUUCCCGGGCCCCAGGGAGCCCGACUCACCCAUCAGCAUCUACGGGGCAGACGACGGCGGCACCGAGCCCCUUUACGCACAGCGGGGCGCCGCCGCUGGAUGCUACCAGGAUUAUUCCCACACGCCCCACCAAAUCUACAGGAUGCGGGAUGGAGAGGAGUUGUAUCUGGAGCUGAAGCAGAAGCCCCACGGCUCUCAAGUCAAGACCGAGAAUGAAGUCAUCUGCUCCAACAGCGAGGCAAAUGGCUCCUACAAGUGUAUCAAAUGCCGCAAGGUGUUCUCCACACCGCACGGACUGGAGGUUCACGUGCGCCGGUCUCACAGCGGGACGCGGCCCUUUGAAUGCGGGAUCUGCGGCAAAACCUUCGGGCACGCAGUGAGCCUGGAGCAGCACAGAGCAGUUCACUCCCAGGAGAGGAGCUUCAACUGUAAAAUAUGCGGCAAGAGCUUCAAGCGCUCGUCCACGCUGUCCACGCACCUGCUCAUCCACUCGGACACGCGGCCCUACCCGUGUCAGUACUGCGGGAAGAGAUUCCACCAGAAGUCAGACAUGAAAAAGCACACUUUCAUCCACACAGGUGAGAAGCCGCAUAAGUGCCAGGUCUGUGGAAAGGCCUUCAGCCAGAGCUCCAACCUCAUCACACACAGCAGAAAACACACGGGCUUCAAACCCUUCGGCUGCGACCUCUGCGGAAAAGGCUUCCAGAGAAAGGUGGACCUGAGGAGACACAAGGAGACGCAGCAUGGACUGAAAUGAGGAGACUGG
Messenger RNA from Myripristis murdjan (pinecone soldierfish), 1370 nucleotides. It is a transcript of the gene gfi1aa, whose product is annotated as growth factor independent 1A transcription repressor a. The record is from RefSeq and is a predicted model, not a curated record. The transcript has 7 exons. Lineage: Eukaryota; Metazoa; Chordata; Actinopteri; Holocentriformes; Holocentridae. Bases 165 to 1361 code for a protein of 398 amino acids. Gene Ontology annotation, molecular function: RNA polymerase II transcription regulatory region sequence-specific DNA binding; DNA-binding transcription factor activity, RNA polymerase II-specific. Gene Ontology annotation, biological process: regulation of transcription by RNA polymerase II; embryo development. Gene Ontology annotation, cellular component: nucleus.